AUGGACGAAAUACUGACGAAACUAGCAUUGCAUACUGCCACUUUUGUCGGUAAGGCGGCGUUCGCCUAUAGCACAAACUAUGCCAUGAAUCAAGUUACAAAGUAUAUUAAACGCGACGCUUCUAAUGCACAAAGCGUCGACAUGGAGGAACUUGAGCGUGUUAAAGCGACACUUGAAGCCACCAUUCGAAUGGUUCAGCCUGCUAUUGAUCUAAUUGAAAUUAUAUCUGCACGCGGAAACACGGCUUUAGAACCAACAGCUGUUCAAACAACACUAUUACGUAAAGAGAUUGAGUCAUUUGCGCGUAGCCUUUCUGAAUAUAAUUUGUCUGAAACUGAGUCAACUUCUUCAACAGAUAAAAAACGAUUCUUCAAUGCAUCUAAAGUUACUAAUGAAAUGCAAACUUUAAUACAAAAGAUUGAGAAAUUUGUGCCAUAUUUAAAUUUAAUGAUGACAACUAGUGGUGCGAAUUUAGGAUGGAGCUUACCAAACUCUACCAGCCCCUCUCGCCUACUUCAAGCGUCUGAUGCGUUACGUGAAGCAAAUCGCCUAUUUUCAAAAAGUAGCAAACAGAUACGAGUUGGACCUGGAUACAAAUUAAAAUUAUACUACAUGUUUACAGCAUCUGUUCGUCCCAAGUCUGUAAAUGACUUUACGUGGAAAGAAGAAUUCUCAAAAUGCGAUGCUGCUUUAUACCGAGUUCAUGAUGUUAAAGAAAACGAAGAAAGAGAGUACAUAUACGAAUUGAUAAUUGUUGAAGAUUUAAAUGAUGGAAGAUAUCAUGAAGAAUUUGAUAAUGAUGGCCCUGCAAUACAACUUGCAGAAGAAGCUAAGCUCGGACAGCAAUCACAAUCUAUUCCAGGCAAAAUAAAACGGAUUCCAGUUGGUGAAAUUUCUCGUUUAUAUUAUACUUCGUCUGGAUCUUUGUUGAAUAUUGAAGAUUCGAAGAGCCCUGUGCUUGUACUAAAAGUAAUAAAAGGACUUUCAAAGGCACACUUAUUAAAGGCACAUGAUGAAACUACACGUAAUAUAGAUUUAGAUGCGAAUCCGUUAUAUGUCCCUCCGAAUACUUCAGAAAAACGCGCAAAAGAGUCUAAAGAACAUUCGAAUUCUGAUUUUGACAAUGAUGAUCAAGAAGAAUCAGCAAUAACACAAUCUUCGCAAUCCAUUCCUGGAACUCCACUACCAAGAAAGAUUCCAUUGUCAACGAGCCACGCGUCACCUACACCAAGAAGAAUUCCUUUACCCAAGAGUCCUGUUUCUCUUACACCAAGAAGGAUUCCUUUGCCUACAAGCCCUUUGAACUCGACACCGGAUAAUUCUGGGGACAAUGAGAUACACCAAUCUAAUUUGAAAACUCUUAGUCUUCUUGAAUACAUGUUACGAUUAAGUGCCUUAGAAGUUUGUGAGCAAACAAAUCAUCUUGAAAUAGCUGAUGAAAAAAUCAACCUAUUUCUUAAAGAUGACGAUUCAACUGGAAGUUCUGCUUCUACCGUUUCUGCAUCAACGCCAGAAUCAUCCCCAUCUAAAGUUACGCCUCGUCGAUCAAUGCCAAAAUCUAUCUCAUCUUCUAGGAAACUUUUGUUUAAAGAUGAAAUUGAUUCUAUUAAUAAAAUGUCUGUAUUGAGUGUCAACGACAAAUAG
This is a messenger RNA of Cetraspora pellucida, 1644 nucleotides long. Lineage: Eukaryota; Fungi; Glomeromycota; Glomeromycetes; Diversisporales; Gigasporaceae. The record is from the annotation of a GenBank genome assembly.